This is a messenger RNA of Dioscorea cayenensis subsp. rotundata (Guinea yam), 3010 nucleotides long. RefSeq names its product E4 SUMO-protein ligase PIAL1-like. The record is from RefSeq and is a predicted model, not a curated record. Gene Ontology annotation, biological process: protein sumoylation. The transcript is spliced from 16 exons. Gene Ontology annotation, molecular function: zinc ion binding; SUMO ligase activity. NCBI's taxonomy places the organism in Eukaryota, Viridiplantae, Streptophyta, Magnoliopsida, Dioscoreales, Dioscoreaceae.
UUGUUUCUUGGUUUUCAUAAGUCUUCUUCUGAUUCUUCGUUGCCGAAGCUUGAGACGGAGCGUUCGAUCACUACGAGGUUUGAGGGGCCAUGGCCAGCACCAUUCCCCGGCCAGCUGCUCCUCCCCACGCCGCCGCUUCCGCUGCCGCUUCAGUGUUCGUGGCGAAGCCAGCGGUGCAGGCGGCGAAUGUCAUCCGGUUCCAGGUGGUAAAGGAGCGGCUGGAGUUGUACUUUAAGGGUGAGAUCCCCUAUCAGGCCCCUGAGUUUGCCAACGCCGUCUUCUCCCUCGCCAAGGCUAUUGAUUAUUCACUGUCAAUCAAUGAUGUUCCAGCAAUUGCACCAUCACUUCCUUCGGUAAUAAAACAGGCGUAUAAAUAUAAGAAUGACGGUAGUCUUCAGUCAGCGGUUAUGGUGCUUAUGAUUUCUGUAAAGAAUGCUUGUAAGGUUGGAUGGUUUAGUGCAACUGAUGUUGCUGAACUUCUCAGUAUGAUGGAGGAGUUACUUAAUGGCUUUUCUAUGGCUAUCAAUAGCAUACCUGAUGCAGUCAAAGCUCAAGAAGUCAUUUCCAAGGUUAUGCCAAGGUUUUAUCCCAAUCUAAAGUUGGGCUGUCUAGUUGUUGCUUUUGAAGCAAAGCCUGGGUAUGACAUUUUGAUGGCAGAUUUUCUUAUUCCGAGAAACAUACCUGCAGAAGAGAGGAUACGGCUAUUUGUGAUUCAAACAGACAACUUAGAGACGUCUGCUUGUAUUGUAAGCCCUCCCAUGGUGAGCUUUCUGGUUAAUGGAAAAGGGGUGGAGAGAAGGACAAAUGUUUCACUGGACACUGGGCCUCAAUUUCCAACAGAUAUUUCUAAAAUGCUUAAAUAUGGAACAAAUAUGAUUCAGGCAGUUGGCUAUUUUGUAGGUAGUUAUGUCAUUGCUAUAGCGUUUGCAAGCAAUUUAGUCCCCUCCACUCCAACACUCGAAGAUUAUGUCCAACCUGCUAUUGACUUACCAUCUUCAGAUUCUGAGUUGAUCGUGGGUGCGUCAAGAAUAUCACUUAAUUGCCUGAUAAGCUUUAGGCGCAUAAAAACUCCUGUUAAAGGUUAUCUUUGCAAACAUCAUCAGUGUUUUGAUUAUGAUAAUUUCAUGGAAAUGAACUCAAGGAAGCCGUCCUGGCGCUGCCCUUGUUGUAACCAACCAGUUAGUUUUCAUUGACCUACGGAUUGACCAAAAACAUGGUUAAGGCAAAUACUAGGGGAGGUUGGAGAUAAUGCAAAUGAUGUUGUUAUCAAUGCUGAUGGAUCAUGGAAGGUGGUUGUCAGAGGUGACGGAGAUACAGACAGACUACGUGAUGGAACCCAGGAAGGAAAUAAAGAUGUUACUAUGGAAUCUGAAUCUGACAAACCGAAUUUGGUGACGGAUGUUAUGGAUCUGACUAUGGAUGAAGAUGAUGACUCUGAUGGAGGACCUGCUUCUGCUCAGGGACUUGCUAAUGAGUUUAAUAGUGAAGCUGAAGACAGGAAGCCCACUAAGGAUGUGCAAGGCUAUUCAGUUUCUGAAUUCCUUUCUGAAUCCCUAGCUGUCAACUCUACAUCCUCAAGCAUUCCCUUAACUGCUUUGCCAAGGGAUGAUUUCUGGCUUAGAAUGUUAGCAUCGACAUCUGUCACAGAUGGCUUAUCAACGUCUAUUGGACCAAGUGCUUACCCAAUUGGCUCUUUGGAAUCUCCUGUACCUGAUGCUGUGAUGAACCAUGUUGCCACUGAUGCUGCAUCUCCUGGGCUUAUCCAGGAGUCUGGUGCAGCUCCUGAAGCCUCUCAAUCUCCUUUCCCUUUCCAUCUACCAUCACGGAUGUCUCCGCUGGAGGAAAACAUGCAAUUACAGCAGUCACAUAAUAGAAAUUCAGCUAUCAGCAGCUUGCCUGAUAGGCAGCCAAUACCGAGAUUUGUUAUCAGAAACCCAAUUGCAGUACAGGCUCUUCCAGUGCAGCCACAAGUGCCUGUUUCUUCCCAACGAAUGCGAUCAGAUAUAUUUAAUACAAUUCAUGCCCCUAAUGGUUCUGGUGGAAGUCAUGUGGAAACUGCAGCCACAGAUAUUCAGGCUUCAAGAAGUUUAGAUAAUGCUUCUUCAUUGUUGCAUGCUCAAUCAAGGGCACAGAGCUUUCAAAAUCAGCAGCAGAAUCAAUAUGCAAGGAGUUCAACUGCGCUCCCGCAUCUUGUUGCCAUGCCUGCUCCAAGCUUGAUGGGCCCAAGAACAUCCCCAGCUGUACAACAGAUGAGAACAGCUGCUCAAAGGGGUUUAUCCCAAACUCCUCCCGGUCAACAAACUUUCGAAGAUCGUCUACAAAAUCUCAGAGCUCAGCACACAGCAAGCCCAGUCACAACCACUCGUCCACUACGUUUCCCUUCAAUGCCAGUGCAGCAAACAGCUCAAACCACUGCAGCUUUGGCAGCGGCGAGCUCAGCAAGGAAUCACCAGGUUUUGGCCUCUCAACGUGCCGCCAACAUGGCUAGAUCGCCAGCAGGAGCUACACCUCCUCAAAUAUCCAGGACACCAACAUCCAUUCCGGUGGCGAUCAACAGCCCUAGGGUUUCAAGCAGUGAGCAAACCCGAAACACUGUGACAGGAGGCAUGCCAGUUGCAAGAUCAGAUGGCAUUUCUGAAUCCCCGUCUGAACCGAGCUGGCGACCAACUGGUAGAAUGAGGGGUAGCCUUACAGGUAGCGCAUAUGCGGCUGCUCUUAGUCAUUAUCUUUCGCCUGCUACGCUGCAACCGGUUGUAGCUCGCUCGCCUGUCGCCGCUGCUGCGGCUACUGAUCAACUUCUGACAACAGCAUCGAUGCCCUCGACCCAGAGUCAGCAGACUAACACAGGACAUACUGAAGUAGGCAGGCAGACAGGUGCUUCAGGUGUAUAAUUCAAGGUAUCUUUACCAUUUGUACUAAUUUUGAUGAAUCUUGAUGAUUGAAUGGCAAAUUGGUAUGCGUUGUUGGUGGGGGGAAUAUUGCAAUGUAAAUUGAGCUGUCUCUUCCCUUU